Molecule: messenger RNA, 1641 nt
Organism: Lodderomyces margitis
Lineage: Eukaryota; Fungi; Ascomycota; Pichiomycetes; Serinales; Debaryomycetaceae
Gene: MRS7
Product: Mrs7p
Exons: 1
Coding region: 1-1641 (546 amino acids)
Biological process (GO): intracellular monoatomic cation homeostasis
Cellular component (GO): mitochondrial inner membrane
Molecular function (GO): ribosome binding
Source: RefSeq, a predicted model, not a curated record
AUGAGUUCAUCGUCGAUUUUACGGAAAGAGAUAACGGGCUAUAAUGCUAUUCUUACCAAACGAGUUCUAUCUCGCAGGAGUACUACAUUAACACAUUUGGGACAUAGCAGGUACCCUUUGAGUCCGCAGUUGCAGUUGCACGGGAAUUCUGUUAAUUGGGUCAGAUUUCAGUCUACGGCACCAAUGAAGGAUCAGCAAAAAGCAUCAUCUUCGGAGCAAGUAAAGCACGCUGGAUCUUCGAAAAAUGAGACCACAUUUGAGAGUGAAAAGGCAAAGGAGAAGCAAAUAGAUAAUCAAGCACUUGAAAAGUUAGAAAACUCUCCAACAAAUGAACUCGUGCAAAAGGAAGAAGGAAAGGAGAAAACUAAACCUACGCUUUGGGAAAAGGUAAAGCACGAGGCUCAGCAUUAUUGGCUGGGUACCAAAUUAUUGGGUUACGAAGUCAAAGUAUCAACCAAAUUAUUGACGAAAUUAAUUGCGGGAUACGGGUUGAGUCGAAGAGAAUCUAACCAAUUACAAAGAACAAUUGUUGAUGUAGUUAGAUUGGUGCCAUUUGCAGUGUUUGUUCUUAUUCCAUUUGCCGAGUUACUUCUCCCAGUUGCGUUGAAGCUUUUCCCAAAUAUGUUGCCAUCCACCUAUGAGUCCAAGAAAGAUCGUCAAAUCAAGAGAAAUAAAUUAAAAAAGACGAGAAAUGCAGCAAGUGAAUAUAUCAAACAGACGAUGGAACAAUCUGGAUUGAAAUUAUCGAAAAAGAUUACUGAUAGUGAAAGAGAGAAUUUCGUCCAGUUUUUCCAUGCCAUUUCCAUGGGUAAAAACCCCACUAGAGAGCAAUUGAUUCAAGUUGCAAGAUUGUUCAAAAAUGACCAGGUUUUGGAUAAUUUGAGUCGUCAUCAAUUGGUUGCCAUGUGUAAGUAUAUGUCUUUGAGACCAUUUGGUACUGAUUCUAUUUUAAGAUACCAAAUCAGACAUAGGUUGUUGACAAUUAUUAAGGAUGAUAAGGUAAUUGAUUAUGAAGGGGUUGAAUCCUUGUCCAUACCAGAAUUACAGAUGGCAUGUUCCCAAAGAGGGAUUAAAACCAGUGAUGUUUCACCUGGUAGAAUGAGAGAGGAUUUGGAAACCUGGUUGGAUUUGAGAUUGAGACAAAAGAUUCCUUCUACUUUAUUGAUUUUGAGUAGUGCUUACACUUACGGUGACAACCAGACUACAGAAUCUUAUUAUGAUGCAUUGUUGGCUGUAUUGUCGUCUAUCCCUGAUGAAGUUUACAAUGUUGCUAAAUUGGAAUUGUCUGAUGAUUCGAAAUUGAAAUUGAACAUCUUGAAGGAGCAAGAUGAAUUGAUUGAAGAAGAAAACGAAAGAGAAAAAGGUACUGUUAACAAGCUUAAGGAUGAUAUCAACUUGGAUGAAUAUGAGGAUACAGCAAGUGAAGGUGUCAAUUAUCAACAAGAUCAAGAGGAGAAGGAGCUUGAAAAUGGGUUGAAAAAGGAGAUGGAAAAUGACGACACCAAGAAGGAAGUUCACAACAAAGCAGUUGAAGACCCUACUGCUCCUAUUCGCUCCGAACAUGCCAAAGAUGAAGAAACUGAAAAGCACGAUGAGGAAAAGGCUCAAAAAGAGAAGAAGCAAAAGGAAGAGACCAAAUAG